Molecule: messenger RNA, 5316 nt
Organism: Ceratosolen solmsi marchali
Lineage: Eukaryota; Metazoa; Arthropoda; Insecta; Hymenoptera; Agaonidae
Product: Myosin heavy chain-like
Exons: 21
Coding region: 286-4806 (1506 amino acids)
Biological process (GO): actomyosin structure organization
Cellular component (GO): myosin II complex; myosin filament; cytoplasm
Molecular function (GO): actin filament binding; cytoskeletal motor activity; ATP binding
Source: RefSeq, a predicted model, not a curated record
GCGUGGCUGGCAUCGGAAAGGAUUUGGCUUUUGCACCGUGGGGGUUUCACACCAGCCUCGAGAUGCGGAUCCGCCGAUCCCGACACCGGCAAGUUGCGCAUCAGGCUCUUCAAUUCUGGCGAGGAACUGCUAGUCGACGAAGAAGAUGUCGAGAAGGCAAAUCCACCGCAAUUCGACAGAGCGGAGGACCUGUCGCAGCUGCGAUUCCUCAACGAGUCAUCGGUGUUGCAUACAUUGAGACAGCGCUAUGCCAGUAAUCUUAUUCAUACAUACGCUGGCGACAGUAUGAUCGUCAUCAAUCCGGCUGCGCCUUUUGCCAUUUACUCGGAGAAGGUGAUGCAGAUGUUUAAGGGAUGCAAGAGCGAGGACAUGCCACCGCACAUCUACGCAAUGGCGCAAUCUGCCUACAGGGGAAUGCUAGCCAGUCGCAGGGAUCACUCUCUUGUCUUUCUAGGGCGUAGCGGUAGUGGAAAAACCACGAAUUUCAAGCACGCGUUACAUUAUCUUGUACUCGCUGCCGGCACCGUUAACAAGAUCCUCACCAUCGAGAAACUCAAUGCCCUCUUCACAGUCCUUGAGGCCUUCGGCAACAGUCGCACCCACAUGAAUAUGAAUGCUACGCGAUUCACGCAGCUCUUUAGCUUGGACUUUGAUCAAUCCGGACAGAUUGCCUCGGCAUCUCUACAGGUCCUGCUGUUGGAGAAGUCCCGAGUUGGCCGACGCUCUAGCGGUGACCCGAGUUUCCACGCGAUUUAUCGUCUGCUUGCCGGCGCCGAAGGCACUCUCCGCAAGGAACUCCAUCUGACGAAUCUCGUCGCCGAGAACAAUCCAUUCAUCACCCCAUUGCAAAAGCACGAGGACAAACAACGCGCGCAGGUUGAGUUCAAUCGCAUUGUCGCAGCAUUCCGCAUCCUCGGUGUCACCGAGGCUGAGGAGAAGGCCAUUUGGAUCGUUCUGGCGGGUAUCUACCAUCUGAGCUGCGCGGGUGCCGUGAAGGCUGGUACGAGCUCCCAGAGUCGCUGGCAAUUCGCUCGAGUCGAGUGCGCCGAGAAAGCAGCAACGCUUCUCGGGACAAGCGUCGAGGAGCUCAGUCGACUCGUUUUCUCAGCGAAUGGUGCAGUCGUUGGGACGCCCAGCACGCCCAGGCCCGCCCUUAGGACACCCAGUCCAACCGACCAAAGCAAGGACCUCACCGGUCUUGACGCACUUGAGGGUUUGCUCGUGGGAUUAUACUCGGAGGUUUUUCAUUGUAUAGCUGCUCUAGUCAACAAAUCCAUAACUUCACCGGUUCACACAGUGUCCUCGUUGUUGCUUUGCGAUGCUCCAGGAUUUCAAAAUCCUGCUACCUGUGGGCGUCAAACGGGAGCAUGUUUUGAAGAUCUGUGUCAUAAUUAUCUUCAGGAACGUUUACAGCUUCUAUUUCACCAUAGUACUUUAGUUGCACCCAAAGAUAGAUAUGUACAAGAGGGGAUUGAUAUUGAUCACGAGGAUGAAAUUGAAGAAGGAGUUGGAUCGCCUCAAGCUUUGGUUUCCUUACUAGAUAGAGGAAAUUCGCAAAGUGCUACAAUGUUACGAACAAGUCAAAGCGAUCUUAGCAGUAGCAGACAGAUGGAAAGAAAAGGACUGUUGUGGCUUCUUGAUGAAGAGACCGUUUGUUCUGGAGGAAGCGACGAAAGCUUUUUGGACAGAUUAUUUUCUCAUUACGGGGAUAGAGAUCAUCAAAUGCUGCUUAGAAAAGCUCCAGGGAACAAUCAGUUUGUAUUACAACAUUUGCAAGGAACAAAUCCCGUUCUUUAUACAGCGACUGGUUGGCUAAAAGCAACUCGAGAAAAUCCCCUUACAAAAAGUGCAAUCAGUAUUCUACAAGAGAGUAACAGAGACGAAGUAAGCAGACUUUUUGUUUGCGCUCGCGGUGCUGGAGUUUCUGGUGCUUUAAGUGGUUCUGUUCAUGGAUUAGAAGGUUCUCAAUCUUUGCGACGAGCUUCCAGUAUAAGACGAACUUUUACUGCCGUGAAGCGAAAAAACAUUUGCUUACAAAUAAAAUUCACUGUCGAUGGUCUUAUUGAAACAUUAAGGAGAACGAGAGUGAAAUUUAUUCAUUGUUUUUUACCACAACACAAUGCAGGAUGUACGGAAAACAAGAGCGUUUUGUCCGUUAAGUCAAAUCAUAACGAAGACAAUUUGAUUAAUAUUCCAUUGUUACGAUCCCAGGUAAGAGGUAGCCAAAUUUUGGAAGCCGUUCGACUUCAUAAAGUCGGUUUUCCAAAGUUCAUGCCUCUUAGUGAAUUCAGAAGACGCUUUGCAUUAUUAUCCAGCGACUCUGCAGCUCGUCCUGGAAGUCCAGUGGCAGACGAACGACGAGCUGUUGAAGAUAUGCUUUUAUCCGUUGAUGUCGAUCCUGCUUCUUAUCGAGUCGGUCAGAGUCAGAUAUUUUUCCGGACUGGUGCGCUCGAGCGACUCGAGUCUCAGAGGGAUGAGAAACUCACGGGACAUAUUAUUCUGCUGCAGGCGAGAUGCAGGGGUUACCUCGCGCGCCGGAAACUCAACACGCUCAAGCUCCAAGAUUUGGCGGUCAGGUGCAUCCAGAGGAACGUGAGGAAGCUGAUGUCGGUGCGCGAGUGGCCCUGGUGGAGAUUGUACGUGAAAGUGGCGCCUCUGCUAAACGUUCACCGGACCGAGGAUCAGUUGAAAGCGAGAACGGAGGAACUGGAGGUGCUGCGAGCCAAACUCGAUCGUCUGGAACAGGAGCGCAACCACCUGAAGCACGACAAUGACAGGCUGGAGGCCAAGCUAAGCGAGAUGACGGCGGACUUUGCGGAGGAGCACUCGACGUCGACACUCGCCGCGGAGCGCAUCGAUGCCGAGCAGUCGGAACGGCUUCGUCUGGAGCGCGAGCUCCAGGACGUAAGCGACACCAACAAGAGCCUCCAACAGCAGGCGGAGCGAUUAGAGAUGGAGCUUUUGUACGCGCGCGCAGCCGAUCUCAACGGCAUCGCCUCCGACGCCGAGGACGGCGAGGACGGCGGUGUUUACAAACAGAGAUAUCAACACGCAAUGAGGGAGCUCGAGUUCACCAAGCGGAAGAUGGCGCAACAACACGAGGACGACCUCGAGCAGCUCGUCGGCCUCAAAAAGCAGCUCGAGAAGAAGUUGGCUGACGCUUACGAGGAGGUGGAGGAGCAACGGCAGGUUGUCGGCCAGUGGAAGCGCCGCGUGCAGAAGCUCAACGGAGAAAUGCACGAUCUGCGAUUGCUCCUGGAGGAACAGACGGCGAGAAACAAUCUGCUGGAGAAGAAGCAGCGGAAAUUCGAUUCGGAGACCCAGAAUCUAAUGGACGACUUACGACAAGAAAAGGCCCAGCGCGAGAGACUCGCUCGUGAAAAGGAAAUAGCGAUUGCCGAAAAGUUUACGAUCGAGCAGAAUUUAAGCGAUGCCAGACUGGAGAUUGAGCUGAAGGAAGAGCGACUGCAUAAUAUAAGCCAGGAGCUCGAGGAGCUGACGUUCGGCGGGAAAACGGAGGAGGAGGUAGCCCAGCUGAAGAAGGCCAAGCACGAGCUCGAGAAGAAGGCGAAGGACCAGGAAGAGGAACUCGAUGAUCUCGCCGGUCAGGUGCAGCUGCUCGAGCAGGCGAAGCUGCGCCUGGAGAUGAGCAUCGAGCAGCAGCGCAAAGAGAUGCGCAAGGAGAUGCAGCAGCGGGACGAGGAGCUCGAGGACGUGCGCGGCAGCGCCAUGAAGAAGGUGAAGGCCCUCGAGGCGCAGCUGGAGAACGAGCACGAGGAGCGGACGAUCGUACUGAGGGAGAAGCACGAGCUCGAGCGUCGACUGGUGGCCCUGGAGGAUCAGGACCGAACCGACCGAGCCGCCGACGCCGAGACUACGCAAAGAUUGAAGCGAGACUUGAAAAGAACUCGGGCGCUGCUGAGGGAUGCGCAGACGAUGCUCGAGCGCUCGAAGGGUGACUCAACCGGCAAGGCGGCCCUUCGUCACCUGAAGAACCAACUGGAGGACGCGGAGUGCGCUCGUGCGGUGACCGCCAAGGCCAAGCAGGCACUCGAGCAAGACCUGAGCGAGACGCAAGCCGCUCUGGAAGAAGCCUCGCGUCAGCGCUCCGAGGCCGAGGAUCGUGCGAACGUUGCAAACCGAGAGCGUGCUGAGCUGUUGUCGCAGCUGGAGGAGAACGAAGAGGAAUUGGCCGAGGUGCUGAAGAAGUAUCGCGUCGCCGUGCAGCAAGUCUCCGCCGAGCAGGCCCAGCUCCAAGAGGCCCAGGUCCAGAUGGCGGCCCUCGAGGCCGAGAAAUCGUCGCUAAAAGAUCAGUUGUCGGAAUUGAGCCAGCGUCUCGAGUCGGUGGAGCAGCUCGGCGAUCCGACGGCCAACAGCCUCGCGACGAGGCGCCUCGAGUUCCGCACCAAAGAGCUCGAGAGCAAACUCGAGCUCGAGCAGACUACGAGGGCUCGACUUGAGACGCAAAUAGCGCGACUAAAGGAGAACGUAGAGAAGCUCCAAUCGGAGACAGCCCUCCUGCGCACGAAGGAGCAGAGCGCCCAGGACGCGGCGCGCAGACUGCAGCGCACGCUGCGCGAGGUGCGCGAGGAGGCGACCUCGGCCUCGGCGAAGGAGCAGGAGGCGACGCGGGCACGUCGCGACCUGGAGAAGGCACUCGAGGCAUCCGAGGCGGAGACUAAGGUCGUCAAGGACGAUCUGCGACUGGCUCUGCAGAGGAUCGACGACUUGCAAAGCGCCAUUCAAGGAGAGCUUGACCUCGACUGCAGCGAGGAGGCUACCAGUGAUAACAGCGACAGCGAUUGAUCCAUGCCAAUAACGGACUUCGGGUCCGAUGAUGAAAACGUCGAGGAACGAAAUGGCUGAAACUCUGGAAUUUGGAGAGAAUAUCCAACUCCGAUGAAUCGACUGAAAAUCAAAGCAUUACGCGCGGAAAUGCGUAGAAUUGCGACGUUCAAAAUAAGUUUAGCCUUAAUUUCACAUUUCUUAUGCGGGAGCGCGUACGCUUCUUUAAGUAUAAUAAUCAACGAGAUGAAGAAGGGGGGGGGGGCUACUAAUAUCCGAUAUGGUUUGUAAUAUCGCAGCCCCUUUAACGUUAAAUGUUAGUUUUUCUAUGAAAGCCACGAAAGCCUGUGUAACGGAAAAAGGUGAAUUUUGUACUGCCGACGAAAGGAAGAUGGAUAAUAUUAAGAAUUGGUGCUAGCGCUCUUGAAUUUCGGGAUACUAAGGCGUUUCGAGUUCAAUCUUCCCAAAGUCUUCCAAGUCAAGGAAUUCACAUUUCGAGCGCGAAAGUGCAAUCAGGUUCAACCUUCAUAG